CUUCCUCGCGAUCAGGAGGGGAAUAAUUCACAUGUUUGGGGGAAUCAUCUACGAGGUAAUCAGUUUGAAUUUUAACAUGCCAAUUGCCUGAGGGUUUUGUGGAUUCAAACGAAGAGUGGAACAACAAUACUGGGGAUCCUGAUCAACAGAUAUAAUCAUUCUUCGUUUUUUUGGUGUGAUUCCAUUGACUGAAGCUGACAAACACAUAAAUAAAUAUUUUUAUGACUUUAAUUAGUUGUGAGUGAGUGAUUGAAGUGUUUACGUGAUUCAUCGAUGUCCAGGUAGUGAACGAUUUAAAGUGGAAUUAAUAAAAAAAAUAGUAGCAAACGAUGAACUGAGUAGGUGAUUUUUAAUUUUUAAUUAGAGUCUAGUGUUGGUGAUAAAAGUGUUGUGUAAAGUGUUGUGUUGAAAUGUGAAAAAUCCAGGUGAGAGAAUGAGCGUCAAGGCUGAGGAGCAUGAUGUAAUGGACGCCUCGCUGAGUUGAAUGAGGAUAAAUCAGAAUGAACCGUCGCGAUCAGGAUCCACUGCUACGGCAGCACUGUAGUCGUCUUCUUCAAUUGGCGGAGACGACCAAUAUAAAGCCAGGUCGAGGAAGUGGAAAGAGACGAGGACAGAAGGGCCAUGGAAUCACAUCGAGUAAUGCUGGUGGGGCACGGAUUACACUCCAGGACAUCGUGAGAAAUGAUCCCGGUUAUACGCCUAAUAUUGAGCACUUGGUCUUCCCGGAGCGCAAGGGGAGCAAUCCAAAUUUGUCCGGGAAGAGUGGCAAUUCGUCGGUUAAGGGUAAAACCUCCAAUCCAACAGGAUCGACUGCCAAAUCGAGGCUUGUGGAGGUCAUUGCAAGACCCUACAUGCGAGGAUCAUCAUUACAGGACUCGGUUAAUGCCAGGAAUAAUCAUUUUAAUAGUACUUCAUUGGACAGCGGAAGUGCUAGUGUAAUAGGAGGUCAUCAGCCGGUCUCAGGAUCAUCAAGGCUAUCGAGUCAGCGUCGAUGGUUGUCUCAGACAUCCCAACAAUCCUCCCGACAACAGUCAAGCGAUGAUGGGGGAAGCCACGUGGGUGUCGUGGGCGUCAGUACUGGAACUACGACCUCAUCUUCGGUACAGCAACCUCGACGAGUCAGUCCCGCGUCGGAUUCUAACGAGAUCGUGGACUCUACCGCCAAUUCGGUCAUCAGGAUCGAUCGCGAACGAGCCGAUAGGGGAAAUAUUUCAAUUCUCCACAUGCGUGGUGCCUCCUCAGCAGAAAGCUGGGAAUCAUCAAAGUCCUGUCGUCCAACCAGACCCACAAUCUACAACCGUACAACCUCAAUUCCCAAUUCAAAACGUCAGCCAUCCCCAAAAGGCAGUUCAACAAGCAUUGUCAAUGUACCAUCAACAACACCAUCGAGAAAUCAUCACUGUCGUGAGGGAAAUCAUCGCCGUCGCGAUCCAUCAAAUUCAUUCUUCACCGGUAGCAGCGGUACAUCCGGUGAAUUAUUCAUAAGUGGUGAAUGCAGUCGUGAAUUAUCCCCAGUGCGUUGGUGCGAUCGUGAAGUUGAUGGUGUCUACCUGGGUAGAUCUGGUUGGGUGCAGGUACAGCAGAGAUCACUAGACGAAAAUCGUAAAACUAAUUACGAAACUGGACAAGCCACCAACAACAGCACCACCAGCGGUACAAUUCCCUUAUCACGACGAGCUGUUAAAUUGGCUGACUAUCACUGCACCAAUAGUGAGCCAGGCAAGUGUCCUGAUUAUGGACGAAGCUUAACCCUGGACUCUACCCCACGACCUGACUUUCUGAAGCUCCAGAAUACGGAUUAUGAGCCACCAAGUGGUUGUGCAUCACCCCACAGCAUUGAAUCCUUCUCACCACCAUCAGUAACACCAAUAAUAUCACCACCACCUGCCUUCCAGGAUGUGGCAAAAAAAAUCCGGACACGGGGUACAUAUCCAAAGGCACCAUUUCUACCCCGAUCAAAUGCUAUUAUCGACAGCGAUGUCAUCAGUCCCCCUUCCUCACCGCCUCCAAAAAAUUGGGGCUCGCAAACGAGAAAAGUUAUUGGUACGGCAAUUAAGCCAAGACCAAGACGUCAAUCGCAGAUGUCAAGUGGUAACCACCAGAAGCCUGUUCAGGAUAAGCAAUAUCGUUUGCUGUCAGCUAAAUCCCUGGAGGAUCAUUCCACCACUCGGCGAAUUCAAUUUGCCCAGAGAUAUCGUGAAUCAUCCUCGUCAUCAUCAUCGUCAAUGGGUUUUAGAAGUCUUGACAGUUUUGUCAGUCGUAAUACAAUGCCGAGACUCGCUGAAAACACGGACUCGUCGGUUGAAGGAUACGAGGAUGGUGAUGAGGAUGAUAAUCCAGAUUCUUCACUUAAUUUGGGAGUAAAAUCACCGAGUCCACUUGACUCGUCGCCCGACGCCAAGGCGUCUAUUUCUCAGGAGAGAUUGUCGAGAAAGUCUUUGAGAAGAUCUCCUGGUUCGUCUGAUGCUGGUAAAUUGUCCUUUGACUCUACCUCGUCCUCGUCAUCACCGUCAACAUCGUCGAACAGUGGAACUGGUAGAUCACCAAAUAAUUUUAAACGAUCUAGUCAACGGGGACAGCAUCAGGGCUUCAGAAAUACCAUUGGAUCACCAGAUUCACUGCAGACAUCUCGAGUCAGGAGAUCCAAGAGCCUUCAAUUACCGGAGAAACGUUCGCCUGGUGCACACCAGACCCCCAGGGAACAUUUUAAUGAUGCCAGGGUUGUCAAGAUCACUGACAAGCCCAGUACGACGGAGAGGAGUAAGAGAUAUCCACUAGCUGCUCGCAAAGCUCAAUCGACCGAUGAAGCCCUAAACCCAGAGCACCUCCGCGAAACUGAAGUUGUAACUGAAUAUCUUUAUGGUACAAGAAGCCGAGCAUCAGUCAGGAGCAUUGUCUCGAGUCACUUUGACUCUCGCGAUGAUGCCCAAGAACGUCGCGAGCCCUACGAUGUGUACUUUAUCUCCUCAAAACAGUCCCGAUCUCAUCAGGAUCGUCGAGCCAAGAGUCUUCAACGGGGCGCAACAACCCCAACCACCAGCAACUUUAUGAAUGACAUGAACAAGAUACGAUGCAACACGAGCACCUGCAACUACUGGCCCCACUGCUCCGAGAGUCUUUACUCACCGAAUCAACCUCAGCCCCUGAUGAAGAUCUCCCAGAGUUAUCCGACUCACCGGCGGGUCUCCACGGACAGUGUGACAAGCCAAUCGAAGGAUCGUGCAAGCACAUGCUCCUCACCAGCCUCCCUAGACAUCGUUGAUGAUCGUGAUACACGGAAGACACAUGUGCGAAAGGAGAUGAAGAGUGCGAUGAAACGAUCAUCACCGAAUAGCUACGAGGGGACGACUAGGUGGGAGUACAGAAAUGCUAGAGCAUCACCGGAAGUGAUGAAGAACGUGGGAGUGUCGACAAAUGGUACAUCAUCGGUGACUACUUCCUCGUCAUCCAGCAGUGACAUCUGGAUAACAACAUCUGACAGAACUGUCACGAAGAGCCCGAAAAAUCCGAAGAGCAGUGGAGGCUCAACGCCGAUGGAGGAUACGAUUGUCGAAGGGGGUAAGGGUGGAGAUCCUGUCAGGGAUAAGGAUCACGCCCGACCCGGAAGUGCACCAACCAAACGGGAAAUUUCACCGGAAGCACCGGGAUCACUUGAACCUCAUCAGAGAUCAUCUUCGUUGCCAAAGUCCUUUCUCACACUGGAGUCGAGUGCUGAUGGGGAAACGAGUCUACAGACGACGAACCCAACUUGGCACAGGAACGACGGCUCGAGGAGGUCAACGCCAAGCCCCAAUACCCUUCAUCCUGAUGCACCGUCUUCACCGAGGACUGCUCCUGGUUCUCCUUCACCUGGACACCAAUCAAUCCCUCGAAAUAUGGAGAGACGACGUGGUACGGAGAUUAGUCGCACUCAACGACGUAUCAAGGCCUCCAGUACACCAACAUUACUCGAUCACGAUGAAAGUAAUCAGUGGUCGAUAGACGAUGGCCAUCAGUCUCACGAGGAAACGUCACGAAGACGAGACAUGAGUACAGAGCAUCCCCUGGUAGAGGCGACAAUUCCCCUAGUUCGCCACCCCAGAUUACAAGAUGCCACUGGAUCCUCCAACUCCCAGAGCACCGAGACACCGUCAUACAGGUCUCGCGAUAACUCCCAGCAGGAGAGCGUUCUCCAGAAAUUUCGCAAAAGUUUUUCCCUUCGUUUUCACAAACGAGGUAGCAAGGAGGGGAGUACCGAGGGCGAUGGCCAGUCAAUCACGCAACUACCACCUGCUCUACCUGUAGACGAUGAGGCCGAUACUUCUGCAUUGCGGGGUUUGAAUAUCGAGCAGGAGAGGGAGAACGAUCCUCCGGAGUAUCAGCAGACACAGCAGAAGGAGGAGUUCGGAGGGGAUCAAAAAUUUCGAUUUGGACCCCUCGUCUGGCGUUCGAGCAAAGAACGAAAGAAACAUAACAAGGCAGCGCGCAAUGCCAAAUGCAACAGCGGAGACAGUGGUAUUCAAAUUGAGAUGGUAUCUGGCGGAGCGUCGACUGGGGGCUGUGGAGGUGGAACAAACAUUGGCGAUAGUUCAGAGUCUCACGACACCGAUCCGCCGGAUGAGACCGACAGUCCGCCGGCAUUGCGACGUCGAGUUAAUGAAAAAUAUCGACCCCAGUCAGAGCUCAUCAACCAGAUACUCAUCGAUAAGUUGAAGGCGGAUUUGCAGCAGAACCGGAGCACUCGUCAUUAUAAUGUGCGUAGAACAAACAGUGAUCUAGGGGGUCAGAGACUUCUUCAGUGGGACACACGGGGAUAUGGUAGUGCUCUCCAGUACAGGAGAAUGCUGUCAACCCCAUCACCCAUUAAGACACGACCACCGAGGCUCAGCCCGAGACAUUCCUCCCACGAUAUCGUUACACUCAGAAGUAACGCAAAAGGGAGAAACUCUCGAACGAAUCUGAGACGUUCGCUGAGUCAGCCACUGGGAAUAAAUCAGCUGUCGCCACUAAUGCGCACCAAAACUACAGGUGCGAGAUUUCCUGGUGGUAAUGUUCUCUCGGAGGACGAACACGAUCUGAGAUGUGGAGGAAGCGGUGGUAUGGGCAUUGGAACGUCUGAUGAUGAAAUGAUGUCGGAUUCUGAAUCAUCGAUUGCCUCGCUGACGGAGAGGAAGAAGUCUUUUGAGCAGGCGAUGGACGAGGAAAUAGCUAUACUCGCUGAAGCUGUCUGGGAUCACGUGGCUAUUGAACCUGAGGAGCUCGCGUUCCGGGCUGGGGAUCUUAUUGAUGUGCUUGACACACUUGACAAGGACUGGUGGUGGGGCAGCUCCCGAGGAGAGCACGGAUGGUUUCCUGCCGCAUUCGUUAGGUUGAGAGUCAGCCAGGACGAGACUGUGGAGGAUCGUCUAGCGGCAAUGGUAUCAGGAAGCGAUUCAACCCAAUCGCGAAGACGUGCGAGCAUCUCCUUGCUCUCUAAUGAGCAAGUGAGGAGCAGUGUUGUUCGUGAACUGGUUCAAACUGAGAGGGAUUUUGUCAAAGUCCUCAGGGACGUGGCGGAGGGCUACGUUGCAGAGUGUCGCAGACGCGUUGACAUGUUCACGGAGGAGCAGAUCGACACGAUAUUCAUAAAUAUCGAGGAUCUUCUGGAGUUUCAGUCGGAGUUUCUGAAGGAUUUGGAGGCACGUAUCGACUGGAGUGCACCACACAAAAGCUGCGUUGCUGAGUGUUUCCUCAUUCAUAGAAAUGGCUUUCGAAUGUACUCGGAGUACUGCAACAGCCAUCCGAUGGCAAUGGUAACGCUGCAGGAGCUGUAUCGUCACAACCGUUACAGUAAAUUUUUCGAGGCCUGUCGACUGAUGCGCGGCCUCAUAGAAAUUCCCCUGGACGGUUAUCUGCUGACACCAGUCCAGAGAAUCUGCAAAUAUCCCCUCCAGCUUGCUGAACUACUCAAGUACACAAAAACUGAGCAUCCCGAUUAUCACAAGAUACGAGAGGCUCUCGAUGCUAUGCGAGCAGUUGCUGUACUGAUUAACGAGAGGAAGAGACGAAUGGAGAGUCUGGAGAAACUUGCAGCUUGGCAACUGAGGCUCGAAGGAUGGGAGGGCGAAGACCUCAUCGAGGUGUCCUCACAAUUGAUCUACCAAGGUGAUGCUGUAAGAGUUACAACUGGAAUGUGGACAAACAACAUAACACUUUUCUUGUUUGACCACCAGCUGGUUUAUUGCAAAAAGGAUAUUUUGAAGAGGGAUACUUAUAUUUAUAAGGGACGUAUUUAUCUGGAUACUAGUGAGGUCAUUGAUGUCCCUGAUGGCAAAGAUCACCAGCUUGGGGUGACAGUACGCCACUGUCUGAAGGUCUACAGCUGUGUUCGGGAUAAGUGGCUCCUGUUCUGCUGCAGAUCAGCCGAGGAAAAGCGCAAAUGGUUAGCAGCAAUGGCCGAGGAGCGUCGUCUAGUCGAACAGGAUCGCAACGAGGGCCUAGAAUUUCCUGCAGCAGCUCGCCAACUGGCGCGUCUUGCUGCAACAAGACAGCAACGCUGUCGUCCCCCAAUGAAACCGAGAAAUAAAACCUACAAGCACGAGGCCUACGAGAUGCCAGUGUUUCAAUCGAACACUUCAAAUUCCCUGGGACGUAAAGUCGGUACAUGGUUCACAUUUGGUAAUAAAAAGGGCACGAGAAUGCGGCCAUCCUGAGCCAGGCCCACCUUCGUGCCAUACAUCGACCUGUGAUUGGAUUCUUAACAAGUAAUUAAUCGUCUGGGGCACGAGGGUCGCAAUUGUCGAAUUUAACGAGGAUUUUGCCAGAGACAGGGCACUGUAGACACGAGCACAAUUGUUAUUGAUUAUAAAUAGUCAUUGAAUUAAUUAUAGUCUGAUAACUACUCUAAUGCAACGACAUCAACCAACGCCAAAGCCGCUUGUAAAAAAAAUGAAUCUCCAGAAUUUUGUAGAAUUUCUCCAGAUGACGAUGAUUUUAGUCGCGAGUACUUUUGGACAAUAGGGACGUCUAGGCGGUGAAAUAGCUUCGUUAGAUAUUUUAAUAGUGAAGCUAUGUGUAAAGAUAAUAUCGAUGGUUGUACUUAAUAUAGCGUAAUCAAUAUAACGAUAUUAUAACUUCAACGAAAUGCUAAUUUUGGUUAAUGAGAAAACUUCCAGGAUCAUCUUUCAAAGACUGAGGGCUAAGUUGAAGGGACAUUACAUGAUAUGAAUAUUAGUGUGGGGGAGGUAAUUCCAUCCUAACUUAUCGACUGCCUGCUAUUUCUGCGCAAUAAUAAUGCACCGAAUAUCAUUGAGUGAAGAGAUCUAUCAGUCACAGCACAAUAAAUGCUUUAGACGCUGGGGGGAAAAUCAUUUCUACGGGGGGUAAUUUCGACAGGUGGAGGAAAUUCAGUGGAAUUUUCAGGUGAAAUAAUUGAGAAUUGUUCGUACACAGGAGUUUUGCUAUGAAAUCGAUGAUUUUUUGGGUGAAAGUCAAUCAGCCACUGCCAGUUUUAGGGAAUCAUUUGGAUGAUUCGGGAUGAGGAGGGUAGGAAUGAUUAAUUAAUGAAGUUGGGGGGUGUCUAUUCAGUAGGGGAAUAUUAUUUAAAAGGCACAUUAUAUUUUCUAUAGAGGUUGUGAACGACUGUUCGAAGAUAUCGUGUUUAAUCGAGCAUUUUGGAUAAUCCUACAUAGAUACGCACAUCUUUUUAUGAGAAAUAUAUGGGGUAUUGUAGUACGAUGUAAUUGAAUUAGGUGAAUUAUUUCACUCAGAUGGUUAAUUAAUAACAGAGAGCACUGUGGGGAUCACUGAUAUUUCUCGAAUUAUUCAGCAGUAAUUGUAUAAAAAUGAAAAUUAAUGCGAUAACGUACUAGUAGAUUGAUGAGACGACAAUAUAAUUGAUUGAGUAGUGAAUUUUCUUUCUUAUCAAGUAAGAAAUGUAUAAAUAAAUUUUAAUGCUGGCGAUCAGGAGUUGGAGGCUAAUUACGUACAAUAUUUGUUGCUGAACACAACUCUUUUCAGAGUUAUUUUUAUAGAUAAAAUUGUUGUACGAUGGGAGGGGGCAUCGACAUUUGCCCAGACACAGGUGGGGAUAUUCAGGGCUUCGGUGGAAGUUUUUUUAUUGUUGAAUCUGAAGAGGGAAUUGAUAAUAUCAACUGUGGGGGAAGUUAAUGAGUCCUCAAGCUCAUUAAUUUCUCAUUAUUCGGCGGAAUUAGAUGCCACGGGUUUGAUAUUCUCUCUCCCGUCUUCGUAUUCUAUUUUAUCCGACAAAAUAAUUUCAUUGGGGGGGGGGGGGGGGGUUUAACCCUGAGAAUGUGAAUUAUUUAUUCUGGGAGAUAUUGAUCAUUCCCUGUGACAAUUAUUGGGUUGAGCAGGGGGUGAAGGGGUGGCAUUGGGUUUGUUUAGGAAUUUAAAAUCCGUAAGGAGUGAGUCCAGACCAUAUCUCAUUUAAAAGAGGUGCAUUAAAUUGAAUAAAAUAUAAAGAAUAAGGGGAUUAAUUGAAAAAUGUCACUGAUUGAGGUGAAUGAAUCCAACCAGAUAUUCCUGUAAUGCACACGUGCAGUUAUAUUAUGUAAAUAUUGGUUAAUUGUAAUGGAUAGUUGUAAAUAAUUGUAGUGAUUCGUAGAAUUGAUUUAGAUAAAUUCGACCAGUCUAUCUAAUGUGAGUAUGAAAACACAUAACUCAUUGGUAGAAACUAAACAGGAUUUUUUCCUUCGAUUGUUUCGUUCCAUACGUUGUUGAGACAAAGUUAUCGUCUGUCCGGAAUUAUUUAUGUAUACAUGUGGAAUGGUAAUUCGUUCGAUUGUUUAACCUUACGAUGUACAGUUUAAUCAUUUGAAUAUGGCAUUAUUAUUGUUAAAAGAUAAUUGUUUUCAUAUUGAGAGGAAAAUAUAUAGUAUAUAUUUACACACAGACACACAUGAUAUAUACUGAGUUACAUAUGUGUAAAUAAACAUUUUAUAAUUCCAGUUGA
Diachasmimorpha longicaudata is the source of this 8929-nucleotide messenger RNA. It is a transcript of the gene RhoGEF3, whose product is annotated as Rho guanine nucleotide exchange factor 3. The transcript is spliced from 18 exons. Gene Ontology annotation, molecular function: guanyl-nucleotide exchange factor activity; protein binding. Gene Ontology annotation, biological process: intracellular signal transduction. Gene Ontology annotation, cellular component: cytosol. The record is from RefSeq and is a predicted model, not a curated record. Bases 501 to 6671 code for a protein of 2056 amino acids. Lineage: Eukaryota; Metazoa; Arthropoda; Insecta; Hymenoptera; Braconidae.